AUGUCAUCAUCAAAAAGGAGAGCACCGCUCAGCGUCGACAUCAUUAUAGUUGGAGCUGGUAUUGCCGGUCUGGCUGCCGCGUUUAGACUCUGCCUAGCAGGGCAUCAUGUUCGGGUUCUAGACAGAGCUCCAGGACCAAAUCGGCGUGCUGGUGGUACACAUCUCCCACCCAAUGCUACCAAAGUUUUGGUGGAUUGGGGAUUCAAGAAUGAGCUAAUGAAAUACGGACUCAGCACACGCGCUAGCACAUUCCUUUCAAUUGACACAGGAGAAGUCAUAGGAUGCCUCGAAUGGAAGGAAGACGUCCUUCAGGAGACAGGAGCUGACUAUCUGGUGAUCCGUUAUGGUGACCUCUACGAUAUGCUCUAUCGUGCAGCGGUCAGCGCGGGUGCCCGUAUUACAUAUAAUGCAACAGUGGUCAAAGUACACACGAGUCCACCCCGCGUCGAGCUUCAGGAUGGUACCGUCUUCAAAGCAGAUAUGGUCAUUGGGGCCGAUGGUCCACGGAGUACAGUCCGCGAAGCGGUCGUUGGGUGGCCAAGCGAAGAGGUGCCAGAAGGGCACAGUGCUUACGUUGCAAUCAUACCUCGGGACGUUCUUCAAAACGACCCUGAGCUCAGUGAAUUGACGCGAUUUCAUGAAGGCAGACCUGAUUACCCGAUAUGGACCGGAGACUCCAGACAUGUCAUAGCCUUCACGGUGGCUGGUGGGGCUGAGUUUGCCGUUCAUGCGUUCUUGCCUGACAGCGAAGUUGAUGGCAUUGGUGAGCAAGACGGCUGGGACGUGACCGUCCCUCGGGAAAAGCUCCCUUUCCAUUUCGAACCAAAGUUGCAGCGAUUGCUAAACAUACCUACUGAUUAUCAGAGGGUACGACUUUUCCAAAGAGAAAGCGCCGAAGAAUGGUCAGAUGAAUCAGGAAGGCUUCUCCUUAUAGGAGAGGCUGCACACCCGUUAUAUGCAAGUCCAUCUGACUGCAGUAUGCAAAUAGAGGACGCCGAAGUGCUCGGCACCCUCUUCUCUCGAAUACGGGACUUGGAUCAGUUACCUCACUUGCUCGAAGCGUUCCAGGAGCUGCGCGAACCACGCACGCGUGCCAUAUAUGCAAAAGAGACGAAGGCUUUUGAUACAGUAUGGGUGCCACCUGGGCCACAACGUGAUGCGCGAGAUCAGGCCCUCCAUAGUAUGAUGGUCGAAGGACACAAAGGCUGGGACGAGACGAAGAUGCGCUGGCAGUGGGAUGAGAUUUGCGAGGUCUUCGGCUAUAACGCGCGGGACGCGGCUGAAGACUGGUGGGUCAUGUGGGGUAUGUUGAGGGAGAGAAGUCACAUAUCACGGGAUGGACAUGGUCCUUCCAGUUAUGCUGUGCCUUUCUGUAUGGGGGCAACCGUCACGCAUUACGCCGAACCAGUCGUAUUGCGAAACUGA
Molecule: messenger RNA, 1425 nt
Organism: Suillus paluster
Lineage: Eukaryota; Fungi; Basidiomycota; Agaricomycetes; Boletales; Suillaceae
Exons: 10
Coding region: 1-1425 (474 amino acids)
Molecular function (GO): monooxygenase activity; FAD binding
Source: RefSeq, a predicted model, not a curated record